AGUGUAUGGUUUUUUUUCAGAACAGAGAAAAACAUCAUUUCCUGAACACCAAAGAGAUAUAGGGAAGGAGAGAUGUCAGUGAUCGUUUUGUCGAGUGAAGAUGAAGACGAUUGUUUCAUCAUAGAAAAGGAAGAGGGAGAGACUCCUGCAGCCCUUCAUCAAGUAUUUGUCCCUGAGUGCAACCCUGAUGACUUCGAGAGAGUUCCUGAACAAGCAGACGUUGAUGAUAUAGAAGCCUUUAGCGAUCAAAUCGCUAACACUAUUAUUUACUAUGGACCAGAUGAUAAAGUUGAUUUCGACCCCUUUGAAUCUGAGUUAGCACAUGGAAAUGCAGAGGGGUCUUCAACUAAACGUCUGCAAGGCAAUAAUGACUGUUCCUCAAAAGAAACACAUUGUCACGAAAAGUGUCCUGAUGCUUUGACACAGAUUGACGUAAACGUUGUAAUCUGCAACAAUGUUUCGUCAUGUGACCGUGUCAAAGAAGUAGGAGAAGAUGCGAAAAGAAAGAAAUUGAAAUUUAUUGCCGAAACAUUAUCUGCUCUAUUGCGGGAUACUGAAAAUGCAACUGCCUCUAAGCACAAAACACUUAAAAACAGUAGUAAUGUCUCUUUAACUGAAAAAUCAAUACCGUUGCCAAAUAGCGAAAUUGGCAACCAAAAUAGAAAACACAAAAAUAGCGGAUGGAAAUCUGGGUCCCGAUUAGAGAAGGUCAGUUCGAAGAAGGCUUGUGACAAAAAUGUUACCUCCAAUAAAACAAAAAAACUUGGCAUGAAACAACCUUUAACAGAUCACAAACAACCGCCUAAUGUUGAGCGUAAUUCGUUUACAAAAUACGAUAUUGGAGGAUCUGAUGGUGUGAACCAAAACAAUGAAUCCGAGAAUAACCAAGACACGAGGAAUGAACCAUGUCAAAGCCGUUUAACUAACAUUAAAAAACAGUCCAUAGCGAAUGAUACAGAAACGGAUUCUAAGAAGAAGAUACUGGGACGAAAACGUGUCCGUCCGAAAACGACUAAGAUCAAACCUAUUCAUACAGAGAACGGUGUUGUCGCUAAUGUUCCAAACAAUGGCAGGCCUCAGAAGAAACAGAAUAUGAAGUCAUCAGUAAAUAAAACCACUUCUGAAAGUGAUUCUUGUAAAGCUAUAGCCGCAAAAGCUAUAUCUUAUAACGUCUUAGACCGAUAUUUUAUAAACAGUGACAUGACUGAUUACAUUCAAAGCAUUGUUAAAUCCACCCUAAAUGAGAUGCUUGGUAAUAAUACAAAUUUGGGAAAGCAAAGGGAAUGUAUCGAGAAAGUAUGUUUAGAUAAAGUAACACAGUCAGUGGGUAACAAUAUAGAAGUCAGUGUUGACAAAGAAAUCAACAAUAAAACGGUUGACACUCCAAUCAUGCGUAAUACAUCAUCCAUAGUACAGAGCAAAAGUGAUUUGAACGAAGGGUGUCAAGAAGUGUCUGAUAAAUCAACAGAAGUGGGUAAUAAAGAAAUAUUCUUGAGUGUAGAGAAAGAAAGAACAGUAGAUCUUGCAGAAAAUAAUAUUGCUGAUGGCAUUCAAGAAUGUUACCCUAAUACCUUGUCCAACACCGAUUGUUAUCAUAAAGAUAAGAUGAAGAAAGAUUUUGUCAAGCUUUACCACAUCGUGUUUAAUGACGAGGUUGAAUACUUAUGUAUGACCAUGGGUGACUUACUUUUAUUAGCUAUGACAGAAUCAUCUAAUUGUAAAGACCGUUUGAUGAAGGCCAACAAAUUCACGUGUGAUCGCCUGAAAGAGGAGGAAGUUAGUAUUGCAAUGACAUGUUACCGAAAGAGUCUAAUCCAGUACAGAGAUGGCUUUGCAGAUCCAUUCAACAAAUUUUUGAGAGUUUUGCGUGGUGAGACAGAAUCUUCUCCUGUUCAGCAUAGAGCAUUAUUGAUUGCCUGGUUUCUGAAGCUUUUUCUCAGAGUGUCAUCGCUGUCUCCUGAAUUUUUCGACUAUCUUCAUGAUGCUAAGCUCAAUGUGAUUUCAUUGUUGUCAGUAGAAGCUCUGAAAGCGCAUUUCGUGGGAAGCGUGUUCGUCAGGAAUGAAACUGAAUUUGAAAGCGACUGUUGGUUGGUAUUAGACUUCAUGCAAGGGUGCUUCGAACCUGACAGUGGACAGAAUAGUGAUAAAUCAAUAAGUCACAAGAAUAAAGACACUGUUCCAGCAGACAAAAUCAAUUUGAACAGUGGCAAUUUGGAAAAACCUGUAUCUCCUUCAAAUCAAUUAAUAGAGCAUAGCAGUGCCGAAUCACCCAAUAAAACCUCAACCAACAAUGUGACCACAGCAAUUCAUACAAAUAAUCCUGUAAACAGCGGUUUAAACAGAUCCCAAUAUCAGUCCGUUAUACACGAUUCAUCCACCAAAAACAAUUUGGAAGAAGCAAAUACAUUACCACAGCCCGAUGCAUCGACUUUAGAUAUUUUCGGGGAUACAAGUAGUAUUUUGUCACCCCACAAGACCUCUGUUGAUAAUACACAGAGGGACUCAGUAUUACCUCCAAGUGACCCAGUGCAAAGCGGUUUCAAUGGACCCGAAUACUACUCCACCAUACAAAAUCCAUCUACCAACAAGUUCCCAGAUAAGAAUUUCUGUGCGAGACUUGAAGACCGUUAUAUACCACAAACUCACCCUGUUCAAUCCUCCAACGCUACUGGUAUAUCAACAAGUUCUUAUUCACCCACGAAGAUACCUCAACAGAGUGUUAUUGUUGAUCCAUCUAAUAGUUAUGCAAUGUCUUACCCCUCCAACAGAAGUACUGUAAACGAGCGGCUCACCGUACAAGAGGAAAAUGCGAGGUUCAGCGCAUACGCAGGGAGAAAGCGACAUCCUGGUUUUGAGAAUAAUAUACGGAAAACCCAAAGAACUGAGCAUGCGACGAUGCACUAUAAUCAAGGACAGCAAAAUCAACAAUCAUCUGUGUUCCAAAUGAGUGGAUAUCCACAUACCGGAAAUGGAAUGUCUACAAAGCAACGCAUGGGUGACAGCUGCACGCUUUCUGAGAAACGAGCCGUAGUUGGAACAUCGACUCAGCCUUGCCAAUACGAAGAUAUGUUGUAUUACCAAGCUAAGCAGUCUAUUUUAAGACAUAUGCUCAAUUCAGGUAGUGAGGAGGUUGCCCAUUCAAUAAGUAAUCCUCAGAAUCCAAAUCAGUAUCCAUUUGUACCUAAUCGAAUACAGCAGCGUAACCCGCCACGGUACCCAACACUAGUAAAUACCAAUAGAGGAAGUUAUAUGGGCCCUAACAUGGCCCCUAGGGGCGACCCUCCUCCUUAUCCAGGAACUCGUCAGGACAGAUUUGUACCACCCGAGAGAUGGCCAUACUAUCAGCAGCGUUACCGGAAUGUUAAUCCAGCUGUUUAUAACGCACCAAACCCACAGCCUCCUCGAAUUCUCGAACAAAACGUGAACUCUAAUAGUUUAACUGGUCCUCUCCUUCAUGCCCGUAGGGAGAACAUUUUGAAAAAACGAGCACCUGGAGCAUUUCCCUUUGCUACUUCGCACUCAGCACCAUCAGCACUCAAGGAACAUUGUAGUGAACAAAGACCAAAGUUACCGAAAUACAAUAUUGAUGGUCGACUAAACAGUGUUGAAACUCCACCCGAAUUUGAAGUACCACUUAAAUCUUCAAAGGAUAUUACAAGAUCAGCCACCAUAAACAACCAUAACGCUUUCAUGCCUUCACGUUACACACAUCAGUUUAACUACAACCUCAUGGUUGAGAAGUAUGGUCCACUUAAUCGGAUAAAAAAGUAAUUAAUUUUGGGAUGGUAACAUUUGUUUUUGGUGCUGUUCGUACCUGAUGUUUUUUUGAAAUGCAAGACUGACUUACGUAUGAGUUGCAAUGAUUAACUCAGUACAGUUGGGAAAGAAGAGGCCAUUUUCUGUGUCAACAAAGAUUUACACCUUUGAGUUUUCCAGAUGAAGACAGGCAGUCGUUAGCAAUUCUUUUCACAUUGUUGGAUCUAUCUGGUUUUAACUUUAAUUUGCUCUCUGGUUUUAAUUUCAAUUAGGUUUAAGUCGUUGUUAGUAUGUAGGAGAAUUGGAGUUAUUGUGAUCAUCGUGUCAACGUUUAAUGUGGUAGUUAAAAUCAUUUUAGAGAGUUGUGUUGUAUGGGGUUAUGUUUUCCCAAACAACUGAUCCGAUCUUUAAAAUGUUGUAAAUUUGAUGUGAUAUGUGUAUUAACAACUUUUUUUAUUGUU
Molecule: messenger RNA, 4217 nt
Organism: Homalodisca vitripennis (glassy-winged sharpshooter)
Lineage: Eukaryota; Metazoa; Arthropoda; Insecta; Hemiptera; Cicadellidae
Exons: 3
Coding region: 73-3771 (1232 amino acids)
Source: RefSeq, a predicted model, not a curated record